Messenger RNA from Chelonus insularis, 1407 nucleotides. RefSeq names its product putative ankyrin repeat protein RF_0381. The transcript has 2 exons. The record is from RefSeq and is a predicted model, not a curated record. Bases 190 to 1407 code for a protein of 405 amino acids. NCBI's taxonomy places the organism in Eukaryota, Metazoa, Arthropoda, Insecta, Hymenoptera, Braconidae. Gene Ontology annotation, molecular function: protein binding. Gene Ontology annotation, cellular component: nucleus; cytoplasm.
UUUAUAGUGAUUGACAGGCAAACAAUCAUCAUUCCAUUUUUGAUUCACAAAUUAUUUUAUCAAUUCAAUCAGAACCUACUUGAGUUCAUGCAAUCAUUCAAGUUCACAUCUACAGAUGAAUCACAUGACAUAGACCUUGAUUCAUUCAAACGCGGUCGAGACUAAAAUUGAAUUGUGUGAUCGAAUUUCAUGAUCGAGUUUAAAGAAGAUAUCAUAGAUUAUUUAGUACAAAAAUCUCAUGCAAUGAUGAUAUUUUUUUUUAUAUUUAAUAUUAUUUCUUCUUUAUUUUUAAUAUCAGAAGUGAAUGGUGCUAAAGUAACAAAACAAGGAAAUGCAACAACAAAUUGUGGCUGUUCGGAUAAAAUAAUUUCAUUUUUUAGAGACAAUAGUUUAAAUAUAUUGUCUCAAAAUGAAAAUGAUCAAACUCCACUCUGUUUUGCAGUAGGCCGAAAUAAUUGGCAUAUAUUAAAAACGCUCCGACGAAAUAAUGGAAAUGUAAAUGUUCAAGAUGCUAAAGGUCAAACUUUACUUCAUAUAGUAAUUGAAGAGAGCCGUUUAAAUAUUAUUAAAACACUUUUAGAGCAUAAUGCUGAUGUAAACAUUCAAGAUAAGGAUGGUGAAACACCACUUCAUUUAGCUACUGAGAAAAAAAAUUUCAAUAUUGUUAUGAUACUUCUGCAACAUAAUGCAGAUGUAAAUAUCCAAAAUAAAUAUGGUGAAACUUCACUUCAUUCAGCAGUUAAAAUAAAAAGUGUGAAAAUUGUCAAAAUGCUUCUGAAACAUCAGGCAGAAGUAAAUAUUCAAGAUGUAUAUGGUUGGACACCACUUCAUUGGGCAACUGAAGAAAAUACUCUAAAUAUUGCAAAGUUACUUUUACAAAAUAAUGCUGAUGUGAAUAUUCGAGAUAUGGAUGACUGGACACCACUUUUCUCAGCAAUUCGAAGAAAUGCUAAACGUGUGAUUGAAAAGCUAUUGCAAUAUAAUGCCGAUGUAAAUGUUCGAGAAAAAAAUGGCUUGACUCCACUUCAUUAUGCUAUAAAUAAACAAUGUGACUGUAUUGCUUUACUCAAACAGCAAAUAGUUAAAUUAAAAGCUGCUAAAUUAUUUGUUCGUAAGGAUAUAUUAAAAUUAGUCUACAAUUCAACAAAAAACAUGACUUCAGCAUGGAUUAGUUCCUAUGAGAAUGAUUGUAAGCAAGAAUUAUCUAAAAUGAAGAAGGAAAAGCCAAAUAAUAGUAGUAUAUCUUUCUAUGAUCUUCUAGUUAAAAAUUUAAACAGUCAGAUAAAUAUUACUAAUCAUGAAAAUAUUGUAAUUGCAUUAAAUUCAAACAAAUUAAAAAAGAAAUUUCCCUUAUAUGCUGGGAUUUUGAAAAGUCGUUUUCAAGAUGGACAAAAGCAGAAUGAAUAG